Molecule: messenger RNA, 802 nt
Organism: Drosophila nasuta
Lineage: Eukaryota; Metazoa; Arthropoda; Insecta; Diptera; Drosophilidae
Product: RNA-binding protein 7-like
Exons: 1
Coding region: 97-564 (155 amino acids)
Biological process (GO): regulation of alternative mRNA splicing, via spliceosome
Cellular component (GO): nucleus
Molecular function (GO): single-stranded RNA binding
Source: RefSeq, a predicted model, not a curated record
AAUUUAUCGAUUAAAAAAAAAAGAAACACAUUUAUAUUUUAUUCGCUAAAACGAUCUAAGUUCAUAGUUUAGCUAUUUAAAUAAAACUAUUAAGCAAUGGAUAACUUUUUGCUAUAUUCUGCUGAACAGCAGCAAAUGUGCAACGCUUUUAGAAAUGCCUCUGCAACAUUUUCGAAUCCGCAUGCCGUGGAUCUUAUGAAUGGUGUAAACUUUGGCUACGGGCCGCAAGCUGGGCCACAAUUCCAAGCAUUCAAUGAGGAAUAUGACGAUGAUGAGGAUGAAGAGCAGAUGCGCACCUUGUUCUGCCAUAAUUUGGACGAGCGCGUUACAGAAGAGAUUCUGUAUGAAGUAUUUCUACAAGCUGGCCCCAUUGAAAGCGCACGUAUUCCUUUGGAUAAUACCGGACGACAACGGAAUUUUGGUUUUGUUACAUAUCAACACAGAAGUGCAGUGCCGUAUGCAGUAAAGCUGUACCAAGGAUUGGAGCUGUUCCACAAGAAGGUCUCAAUUAGGUCGCAAUCGGUUCGCCCACGACAUGGGUCCUCCGGCAGUGCCACUAAAUGAUCAUGUCGGUCCGAGGCAUUCUCGUCACAGCAUCCAUGAUAACAAAAACAAACUUAAUAGAGAUGAUAUAAGGCGACAAUCGGAUGAGGGCAAUCGACGUAGAAUGCAUCAACAACAUCCCCUUAACAGCAGUGAAGGUAAUCGACAAUCUGAUCGAGGCUAUAGUCAUGGCAAGAAAUGAUUGCUUUGAGAUUUAGGAGAGUUAUCAAAGAAUGUAUACAAAUAAAAUAACAUUUAU